GGUAGUUUCGACACUUUUGUUGCGUUAUCCAGUUUGAUGUCACUCUCUUCUGUGGAAGUUCCAGGAAGGUGACGGGGGAAUGACACAGAAAAAGUGGGAAAAAAUAGGCAAAUGCGGCAGCUGCUGAAUCAUAAAGUCUGAAUGCAUCAUCCUUAGUGACAACAUUUUGGAGAAGUCCCUGCAGCAUAAAGGCUGUGCCACUGUCCUAUAAAAACAAUCAUUCAGAGCACUUUCACUUCAAAUCCAUCACUGGCUUUCAUCCUGCCUGUAUAUGUGAGUGAGACCAUGACUGCACCCCAAACCUUCUGAAAGCUCUUUGACAAAAGAUGCAAUCAGAUGGUCCUCCCGCUCCACCUCCUCCACCACCACCACCUCCUCUGCCACCACCACCGCCACCACCUCCACCACCUCCAGCCCCUGGCCUUCCUCCAUCCCUACAUGGCCCGUGCCUCAUUGCAAAAGGGGAGCGCAGGCGCUCUAGGAUGCGUAAUUUCAACUGGGAAACCCUUCCUAAGCACACUGUGAUAGGAAAGCAUAACAUCUGGACAUCAGAUAAGACUGAUGAGGAAUAUGAGCUGGACACUGAUCACAUGGAGGAGCUGUUCAGCCACAAGCAGGGCCAGCAACAACUCAAGGCCCUGAACUGCCAGAGUCUGAGGCGCCUGCCAACUGCUGCCUCAGGAGGGGAACUGGUUUCCAUCCUCAACUCCAAGAGAAGCAUGAACAUCGGAAUUUUCCUCAAGCAAUUCAAGCGGCCUGUAAAAGAAAUGAUUGAAGAAAUUAAAUCAGGAAGUAGUCUCAGUUUUGGUUCUGGAAAACUGAGGGAGCUGUGCAAGUUGCUACCAGAUGAAGGGGAGGUGAAGCAGCUGGUCACUUUCAAGGGUGACCACUCCGCUCUCCCUGAAGCAGAUCUGUUCAUGCUAAUGCUGGUCAAAAUUCCCAGUUAUGAAGAGCGUCUCAGCAGCUUAGUGCUCAAAGAGGAAUUUUUCCCCCUCGUGGAAGAAAUGAAAGACUUCAUUGGCACGUUGACAGCUGCUGGAAAGGAGCUGUUGGAGUCUGAUCAUCUGCAUUCUGUCAUUCGCCUGGUGCUGAAGACUGGAAAUUACAUGAAUGCUGGUGGCUAUGCAGGCAGUGCCAUUGGCUUCCGAAUGGCUUCUCUGUUGAAGUUAGCAGACACCAAAGCAAACAAACCUGGAAUGAACCUAAUGCAUUAUGUUGUGAUGCAAGCUCAGAAAGCAGAUAUGGCCCUGCUUAAAUUUCCAGAACAACUCAAACACAUUGAAGCUGCAGCAAGAAUGAAUAAAGGUGAUGUGGAAGCAGAGUUUGGAAGACUGGUAAAGAGAGUACGAGAUGCCAAUGCGGACACCUUGAAGCAGGAAGACCUAAAGGCACAGAUGGAGGAUUUUGUAAAGGAAGCUGAGGUCUGCUUGGCAGAAAUGGAGACGGAUCUACAGGAAUUGCAAUCAGUGAGUAACUCUGUGGCAGAGUACUUCUGUGAAGACCCAAACAAGUUCAAAUUGGAGGAAUGCUGCUCAAUUUUCAACUCUUUUUGUGGAAGAUUUCUGCGGGCCAUGCAGGAAAACAAGGCUAGAGAAAUGGCAGACGUGAAGCGGAGACACAGAGAUAGAUUACAAGUUGCUGCUAAGCGCAGGUCCACAGCUACUUGUUCCAGUAGAGACAAGGAAAUGGAUGGUAUUGCAUUAGAGUCCGUCCUACAGAGCUUCCUUACCAAUCGUAUCUCUCGGAGGAGAUCUGGAAAACCCUCGUCCACUCAUGGGAGCCCCACGGGAGGAAGCCCCAACAAUGGGAGCUUAUCAGAAAUUACCUUGCUGGCAAAUGUCCCCACUGGAAAUCAAAAGAGAGGUGGCUUAUUCAGAGCUAAGGAGAUGGGCAGAAAAGAGUGGAAUUCAGCAGCUGAACUCACAGAAAACUCUUCACAAAUCAAAGCCAAAUCAAAUGGCGAGGAGAGAAAGGCAAAAGGUGGCUUUCCGCAUGAAGAAGAGAUGAAAACUUCCAGAAAAGAUGACUCACACCCAACCAAAAGAACCCCAAGCAUUUCCUCCUCAGUCAGAACUUUCUCAAACGCCACUGAUGAUGAUGAGGAAGAUAUACAGGACAAUAAUGAGGAGGAGGCCCAAAAGUUGCGUGAAGCAUCUAAGAAAGUGUUGCGCUUUCAGAACAGCCGUGGCAGUGUCUCAUCCGGGGACUAUUCUCUGGAAAAUCCGAAAUCUCCUGGUCCAAGUACCACCUUGCCUCGUCAGCGCACCGUUGAUGAGGACACAGAGCGGUAUCCUGGAGACCCAACCAAUGAAGAUUUGGUCAAAUUUUUGCUCAAUCCUCCGUCCACCUCAAAACGUAACCUUGGCCGCCGCUAUACUCUGCCUACCAAAGUCCCGAAAACAGAGGAAGAGGAAGAUAAUCUGCGUGAUCAGCCUCCAAUCAGAACUCCUAUUCCUGUGGCAGGAGAGAAAGGGACACCGUCAACAGAGGGGGCUGAACACAAUCCCUCAAAACAAGUGUUUGAUUUUCAUGAUGUAUCUCACAACUUUAAAAACUCUGGUGCUCAAGACCAGAAUUCUCCAUCAGCAGAAAAAAGAAGCAAGACAAAUGUUUCUUCAGCCCAUGUUCCAGAUGAAAGGCUUGUGGAGCAAAGCCAAGAGGGCAAAUCAAUGGAUCCUGGCAACCACUUGCAGAGGAAUAGUGAAAAUACUCCCCACAAGAGUACAUGGAUUAAGACUGAGACCUCUGGACUAUUUUUUAACUUUUUUAAGCGCCUUGGAGAUAUGAGCAAACUGCCAAACAGCAAGGAAACUGUUCGUAAGGGCAGCGAUUCUAGUGUAUAGACUUUCAAAGAUAUGAAAUUUAAAGUCAGGGAAGCGCAUCUAACUGUUACUUGUAAUUAACACCAUUGUGGUGGUGAGGUAGUGUUAUUUAAAUUGAUAAUGGGUUGUAAAGGUUGUAAAGAGACAGAAAAGUUCUGGGAAUGUUGUUGGAGAGUUUUUGCUGAGGAAAAGGUAUUUUGUAUGUUGUACCACUAGAUGGCAGAAUAUGACUGUAAAAUGGUAAGCUGUUGUACAGAAAAUCUGUAUAUUGUCUAGUCAACAAAGGAGAGAUGGACACACUCACUGUAAAGCAUUUUGUCGUAACUUUUUAUCCAUAUGUGAUAAAAUUCCCUUGACAGUAUGACAUUGUCCUCACCAGUUGGUGAAUGUUGAGUGCGACGAUAAGACAACAGAGUAAUCAAACUGUUUUAAAAUCUUGGUUAGAUUGUUAUUUUUGAUACUUUGAUAAAUGACUACUGUAUGCUUGAAUACAACAUUGUUAUUUUCA
Molecule: messenger RNA, 3330 nt
Organism: Seriola aureovittata
Lineage: Eukaryota; Metazoa; Chordata; Actinopteri; Carangiformes; Carangidae
Product: FH2 domain-containing protein 1-like
Exons: 12
Coding region: 327-2843 (838 amino acids)
Source: RefSeq, a predicted model, not a curated record